Molecule: messenger RNA, 282 nt
Organism: Meloidogyne enterolobii
Lineage: Eukaryota; Metazoa; Nematoda; Chromadorea; Rhabditida; Meloidogynidae
Source: the annotation of a GenBank genome assembly
AUGCCCGAUCUGGUAGGUAGUUGUGAUUUGGAAGUCGACCAUGUUUUAUCGUCCCGUUGCCGAUCGAUUGUGCGCGUUCACAAUCCAAACGACAGAUACUGCCUUGCUCGUGCAGUAGUUAUCGGUCUGGCAAGAAUUAGGAUGGUGGAUCAAGGCGUUGCCAACGGAGCCGCUAGAUUCAAAGAAUUUUGUCAACAACAGCAACAACAUUUAUUCCCAGCAGAAAAUUUAAUGAGAAAUGCAGGACUUGAUUUUGGACUUAUGGUAUAUUUUAUUGUUUAA